AUGACACGACAACGGCAACUGCGCCUGCCUCCAAGUCAGACCGACGAAGAAGGCCCCGGCGUCAAAGAAGCGACUCGGGCCGAUACUGACACGCAGGACGACACGGCCGAUACUUCAAAGCCAGCCAGUCGCAGUACCACCAAACGCACCAAGAAAAGCGCCGCCAAAGAGGCUGCCGAUGACGACGACGAUGCUGACAUGGCCGACUCCACAUCUGCCACAACUCCCAACGAUGCGUCAGGGAGUGCUCAAGCCCAAACCGACGCAAAGGAUGCUACUCCCCCCAAGAGUAAAACCCCCGAGCCUCCUGCAAAGAUGGUCUCCGUUCUGAAACGGGGUGCCGCACCGGUCGACCCAUUGUCGCCUCACCUCGUUUCCACCCAUCAAGUUUAUGUGGACGACCAGGGUGAAAUUUGGGAUGCCAUGUUGAAUCAGACUGACGCAAUGAAUAACAACAACAAAUUCUACGUUAUUCAACUUUUGCAUCCUUCUAAAGAUAAGAAUUCAGUGUCUCUUCACGUACGCUGGGGGCGAGUGGGAGAGAGUGGAUCAUCACAAGACAAGGGCCCCUGGUCGCCUGAUCGAGCAGCCCAAGAAUUUCUGAAACAGUUCAAAAGUAAAGCCGGGACCGACUGGAGCAACCGUAAAACCAUGCAGCCUAAAAAGGGAAAAUACAUGUGGCUUGAGCGUGCAUAUGGAGAUGACGAUGAGGAAGACAAUGGUAAAGGAAAAGCCAAAGAUGAGGAUGGUCCUCGCGCAAAGACCCCAGAACCCACGCUUGGAGCCGAGUUACUCGAUCUUGCAAGCUUGAUAUUCUCGGCUAGCCUUAUCCAGGCGGCACUGUCCGAAAUGAACUAUGAUGCAAACAAGCUGCCAUUGGGAAAGCUCGCUAAAUCCACCAUUCUGAACGGGUUUACCGCCCUGAAAGGUAUCGCUGAAGUGCUUGCUGAGCCAAAUGGCGCCAAGGCUGCAGAGCACGGCGGACAACGACAAGCUUGCAUUGAUCUAACGAAUGCUUACUACUCGGUCAUUCCUCACUCGUUUGGUCGUCGUCAUCCUACUAUUAUCGAUCGUCCCGAGAUCCUCAAGAGGGUUGAACUCGAGCUUGUGGACGCAUUAGGCGACAUGGAGAUUGCGAACAAAAUCAUGUCCGAUAGCCGCCCCAGGGACGCGGACGGAAAUCCUGUCAACCCACUUGAUGCUAACAUGCGUUCAUUGGAUCUCAAGUUUAUUGACCCUGUUGCCCGAGGCAGCAAGGAAUGGAGCACCAUUGCUGACUACAUGACUGGUACUCACGGUGCUACUCACUCGAAUUAUAAGACUAGUCUGAGAAACCUAUUCCGGGUCGAACGCCAUGGCGAGACCGAAAACUGGAACAACGCUGGGUGGGGAGAUCUCAAGGAUGGAGAAAAGAUGCUGCUUUGGCAUGGAUCACGUAGCACCAAUUUUGCAGGUAUUUUGAAACAAGGUUUGCGCAUCGCACCUCCUGAAGCACCCGUAACCGGAUACAUGUUCGGCAAGGGUGUGUACUUUGCCGACGCCUUCAGUAAAUCGGCAAAUUACUGUCAUGCUGGACAAAGUAAAAAUAUUGGUAUUAUGCUGCUUUGCGAGGUGGCCGUAAAGCCAUACCUUGAAUUGAAUGAUUCCGACUACUAUGCCGACCAGAACAGCAAGAAUAAUGGCAAAAUUGCAACCAAGGGUGUCGGAAAAGCCCAGCCCGGCGAAUGGCAAGAUUGUUCUGAUGCCUUGGACCGAGAAGAUCUCAAGGGGGUGGUUAUGCCAAAAGGUGGACUAAAGCAACUUAAGCCGCCUGGCGCAUGGCUGCAAUAUAACGAGUAUAUUGUAUACUCCCCUAACCAAAUCCGUGUGCGGUACUUGUUGAUGGUGGACAUGAAAUACCACUAA
Rhizoctonia solani is the source of this 1905-nucleotide messenger RNA. Its product is annotated as poly(ADP)-ribose polymerase PARP protein. The coding region runs from base 1 to 1905 and encodes 634 amino acids. The record is from RefSeq and is a predicted model, not a curated record. Gene Ontology annotation, molecular function: NAD+ poly-ADP-ribosyltransferase activity. The transcript is spliced from 18 exons. NCBI's taxonomy places the organism in Eukaryota, Fungi, Basidiomycota, Agaricomycetes, Cantharellales, Ceratobasidiaceae.